AUGUCUCAAGAGGAAACGGGAAGUGUGUGGGCACUCUCUUACUUUCAGGGAGAUGACCUUACUUCAACCUCUGCAACCAUCAAGGCUAAACCUGAGGUGCAGCUAAGUGCCAGCACCAGAUAGAAAGUAACUUUUGAUUCCAAUGUGAAAACAUACGAGCUUGUUUUGCUAGAUGAAGUUGCUGAUUUCCUACCAGAGAAGUGUGAAGAACAUAGAGAGGAGGAAGAUUUGGUAAAAUCAAACCAAUCAAAGUCUUACUCUGAAGAUAGUUUGGUGACUUCAACGGGGUCUUACCCAACAAAUCAUAGGUACCAUAAUUGCUCAGAUAGGGAUGAUGAAGAUGGAGAAAUGGGUUAUUGGGAUAGUGAUCUUACUGAUGAGGAUUAUGAAGAAGAAGAUGGUGAUAGUGAUAUGAAGGAAGAGUGUAUUGAAUUGGGAGAGGACUUUAAAGAUGGAAUAGUAUACUCAAGUUCAUGGGCAAGAAGUGCUGCUAAUCAAGUGGGUGUUGAGGAUAUGUGAAGGUCAAUUGGGUUGAAUUUCAAUGCCCGAGAUAGGAGUGUUUAUGUUCAUCCUGUGCUGAAACCAGUACAAAAUCUCACUCAAUGGAAAGAAGUUAAGGCUAAAAGAACACCACCAUUGAUGUCUCAGAAAGAGAAUUUCAUUUUGAAUCAAGAGUCUCAAUCUGCAUUUGGCGCAGAAUCAUCAAAGAAGUUGAACCAGGAAAUUGUAAUUGAUGCUAGCCUUUCAAAUUGGUUGGUUUCAUCAGAAACUACACCUUGCAACAAGGCUAGCUCAGUAGCUUUGUAUGCGAGUACCCCUGAGAGGAGCAGCUCUCAAGGCUCAAAUUCAGUGAUUAGCUAUGAAGAUAGGCCAAUUUUAAGAGCAUUGACAGUUCAAGAGCUCAAACAGUUUUCAGUUUCUUCUUCGCCAAGAAAGUCGCCAAGUCCAGUGAGGGAUGAGAUGUACAUUAUAGGCUCUGCUGAGGAUUCUGGCUCAGCAAUUUUCUUUAAGGGAAGCACAUUGAGGAAAUUCAAGUGGGAUAAGAGAGUGAAUUGGCACUCAACCCCAUUUUGAGAUAAGGUUAGAGAGAGAGCUUUGAACGGAGGUGCUGCUUAAGCUUCUUCCACAUAUGUUACUCGUGUAUCUUAA
Messenger RNA from Gastrolobium bilobum, 1149 nucleotides. RefSeq lists its product as uncharacterized. The record is from RefSeq and is a predicted model, not a curated record. Gene Ontology annotation, biological process: male meiosis II. Lineage: Eukaryota; Viridiplantae; Streptophyta; Magnoliopsida; Fabales; Fabaceae.